UAUUACAGUCAGAUAAUACAUCGAUAAGGCCAACAUCCGAGAAAUAUGAAGUAAACACGAGGUGAAGGUUAUCGCCAAUUCGAGUCACUGGUGCUGGAAUCCGUUGCAGUAUCCUCAUACCAAGUUUGAACUCAGUUAUACACCACAGACAAAAUGAAGGCUGUGAUUGCUUUAGCUAUACUGGCCUGUGCCUUAGCUCUCGUCUCUGGAGACCUGGUGUGUGGUCGCAGCUACUGUAAAGACCACCCCUGCACAGCUCCCAUUUCGAAGCAGAGCUGCAAAUCUGGAUCGACCUAUCGGGAGAACCACGCUGGCAAAUGUGCAUGCUGUCCUGCCUGUGUUACUCUAUUACCUGAAAACUCUGCUUGCAAAACCUAUAGUAAAGAGCUCGGGGAAACGCCCUCCGCCGUGUGUAAGGAGGGACUCAAGUGCGUUGGAGGAACCUGCAUCAAAGCCGCCCGCGGCUAGAACUUUAAACAAUUUAGCCUAACAUUUUGUCAACAUAACUUAAUAAGUUACGCCCGUUUCAGUUUUCCUAAUAAACUUAUCUGCUAUGUA
Amyelois transitella is the source of this 558-nucleotide messenger RNA. It is a transcript of the gene CP8, whose product is annotated as fungal protease inhibitor-1. NCBI's taxonomy places the organism in Eukaryota, Metazoa, Arthropoda, Insecta, Lepidoptera, Pyralidae. Gene Ontology annotation, biological process: negative regulation of peptidase activity. The record is from RefSeq and is a predicted model, not a curated record. Bases 154 to 468 code for a protein of 104 amino acids. The transcript has 3 exons. Gene Ontology annotation, molecular function: peptidase inhibitor activity.